GAUGAUCACUAAAUAUUUGUUUUGUAUAUACACCAACAUAUCUGUUACCUAUUGGAUUUUGUUGAAUAGUUUUGCUCAGGCUCAUUUACUUUGCAUUGUUUCUGUAUAGGCUAUGGUUUUCUUUAACACGUCGCUUACUAUUUAUAAAUCACUAUGAAAUUACAGUGCUGAAAAAAGCGAGGAAGCCGCGAUCAUCAUUAUGUCAUUUUAUCUAUUGUGACCUACUUGUGCGAUAGUACAAGGCCUAAUAAAUUACCUCUCUGAAAUAUAAAUAAGGAAGGAUGAAAUAUUAUCAAAUGUUGUACGGAAUAAUGUGUGUUUGGAAAAUCUCCUACUCCGGGGCUUGUAUGUUGACACUCUGCUCUCCAAUAGUAUGAUAGGACCAAAGACGACUGUAUGUGGGGGCACAAGGUGUCGAUGUAUUCAAUUUAGCGUUUUAAAAUUCCUAUGUGAUUCCUAUUGUGCAAUCUCAUUGGAAGUUACGGAAAGGAAGAGGGGAUUAAAAAAAUCUAGAUCUCUGCUCCGGGGUCCCCCGGCGCGUGCAAUCACAGCCCCCCUCGAGGGUGCUAUUUUGCAGGCACGUCCACUCGCUAUUGGUCAGUGGCUGGUCAGAUGGUACGGUUUCCCUCUGUCCCGCACUGGCACAUAGCCACCCAGAACACCCCCCCCCCCACCCGCCCCCACCCCCAACUAAAACCCAAUCUCCGAUAAACUACUAAUAGCUAAACCACUUGGACUAUAAAACACAACAAAUCAUAAACCAAGCAAAAGAGCCGUACCCUCCCAAUGAGUUCCUAUUUUGUAAACUCAACUUUCCCAGUGACUCUGCCCGGAGGACAGGAGUCGUUCUUGGGACAGAUACCGUUAUAUUCCUCCGGAUACACAGACCCUUUACGACACUAUCCCGGUGCUGCUUAUGGAGGUCCCAGUGUCCAAGAGAAGGCGUACCCAUCCUCCUUUUACCAGCAAGCGAACGGUGCCUACGGCAGGGCAACCGCAGCCGGUCCCUGCGAUUAUGCGACAGCAAGCUUCUACAGGGAAAAGGACCCAGCCUGCGCCCUCGCCAGCAUAGAUGAACACUCCUUCGUUCUCAGUCAGGACCAUCGCAAGCAAGACUGCACGGGGUCGACGGGGAAAAGCAUCUACCUUGAGGCCGACGAACAGAAGCCGUCAGCGCCGGUUUAUCCUUGGAUGCAACGGAUGAACUCGUGUAACGGGACUUUCGGUAACGCUGGCCGAAGGGGUCGACAGACGUACACUCGCUACCAGACGUUAGAAUUGGAGAAAGAGUUCCACUUUAACAGGUAUCUGACCCGAAGACGCCGCAUCGAGAUCGCGCACGCACUGUGCCUGACAGAACGUCAGAUAAAGAUUUGGUUCCAAAACCGGCGAAUGAAAUGGAAAAAAGAGAACAAAUUGAUCAACUGUUCACAAACCAGUGGCGAAGAGGAGGAGGAGAAGAGGACAGAAUGAAAUUUUGAACGAUAAAAUCCCCCCCAAAAGAAAACUAUUGCAUAGAGGGCACCAGACACCACUCUGUAAUAACACAAAUGAAGACUUUCCAUCAUGUUAGCAACUGUAGCAUUCCUGUUAACUCAUAAUUGUAAUUUCUCUUGUGAUUUUAUUUUACUUUUUUGUACAUGAUGUUUAAAACAUGCGGUUUGUGCGCUCUUACUCUGAAUUUAGAUUUGCUCUUAUAAUUGAAGUCCAUGUUGAACGAAGCUAUUUGAAAUGUGUGUCAUAUUCGUGUUUAUAUUUAAGCUGUGUAAAAGUAAAAAAUAAAUUCCCAUUGUACGGAAAAGCUUUUCUAUCUUUCAUUUUUUUGUAAGGUAAACGUUUAGACAAUAUAUGUGCUAAUUUAGUAAGAUUGCAUGGGUGAAAAGCAGUUAGAGAUUCUGGAAAACAAUACUAGCUUCACAUCAGUCUAUAUAGGCAUAUAUAGCACGUAAGCUACUUUACUUUUUGUUUGUUUUUCAAUAAAACAAGCAAAUCUUUCCGCAUGUCAUGCAUGCUUUACCUAUAUGAUGACGGCCGAUCAUGUGAAAUGACGAAUCCUUUUUUUUUGCGGUACAACACCUGUAUGCAUUGCAUGUAUUAUUUUUAUUUUUGUCAAGAAAACUUGUUUAAACAAAUUCACGGUUGACCCAUAGGUGAUGUAAUGAGAUAUACAGCCUUUACCGCAUCUUUAGCCAUGAGGGCGAGGCGAUAACCAUGCACUCUUCUGCGUAACUAGUGUGAAAUUUCAGUACCUGCGGGAUAAUAUGUAAAUAUAUGAUACAUUUAUUAGUGUGCAUAUGAUAUUUUAGUACAAAUACUGGUCACGUGUUUUCCUGAUUUCAUUUGACAGGUACAAAGACCAAAAAAGUUUGCGUUAGGGAUUUGGUUACGCUUUUUGUACUACUAAGAGGCCGAACGUUGCCCACUUGGUUUCAAAAUACUUCCUACAAAGUGAGAGGUGAGAAGGUUCAGCAGGUUUUAAUAGAUAACCAAAAGAGAAAGCUGACCUGUCGUGGCUGGUCACUCACCCUGAGAGACUAUACAGCCUGGAGGGCUAAGCGACAAUAAACCACAUUUUUCAGGUGGAGGUUCCUAAAUCCCUCUUAACAAAUUAACCCCAAUAUCACACAUAAUUUACAUUAUAGAAAAAAAGUAAUAAUGCAUACAUUUCUACACGCAACGUCACAUUAAUUAUAUUUAUAUUUGAAAAGCAGAGUAUGCAUGCAUCUGUGCAUGAGCGUGUGUUCACAAAGCACAGUGGAUGGACUUCAUGCUUAUACGCAGCCUAGAAUAUUAUGUUACUUGUUAAAUUCUGCACUUUUCCGAGCAUCAAAAAUAUAAAAAAUGUCAGUGUAAAUGUUGACCUGAGGAAUUUCAACGGUGGUUUCCGUCUUUAACGUAAUCAAAAGUGAAUGGAAGUAUAGUACAGAUUUACAUCAUGCACAUAGGCUACAUGAACCAGCAAUUUGCGUUUUGUCAACAAACCAUAUAUCAUCUUAGAACAUAAAUCACGAUCUCGCAUUCCUUAUAUUCAUCAUUCCAUAGAAUUUGCUGUGUG
This is a messenger RNA of Carassius carassius (crucian carp), 3055 nucleotides long. RefSeq names its product homeobox protein Hox-B6a-like. Gene Ontology annotation, molecular function: RNA polymerase II cis-regulatory region sequence-specific DNA binding; DNA-binding transcription factor activity, RNA polymerase II-specific. Gene Ontology annotation, cellular component: nucleus. The record is from RefSeq and is a predicted model, not a curated record. The coding region runs from base 787 to 1473 and encodes 228 amino acids. The transcript is spliced from 2 exons. Gene Ontology annotation, biological process: regulation of transcription by RNA polymerase II; anterior/posterior pattern specification. Lineage: Eukaryota; Metazoa; Chordata; Actinopteri; Cypriniformes; Cyprinidae.